Thelazia callipaeda (thelaziosis nematode) is the source of this 525-nucleotide messenger RNA. NCBI's taxonomy places the organism in Eukaryota, Metazoa, Nematoda, Chromadorea, Rhabditida, Thelaziidae. The record is from the annotation of a GenBank genome assembly.
AAGGAGAAAAUUGGUGAAAUAAAAAAAGAGAAUGUAGAACUUUUCAAAAAGAGCAGCCUUCGUGAUUCCAAUCGUAAACGUCAUCUGAUGCGUCGAAAACCUGAUCCAGAUAGUGCAGCUGCAUUGCCUAAACGCGAUACUGAUCUAGAAGAAGAAGAUGAUUUUCUCUACACAAAAGACAAAAUAGCUCGAAAAUAUGGAGAUUUACCGGGCGAUAUGAUACUGCUUAAGCUAGAUAAAGUACCGUGUGGUGGCCUAGGAUUAUCGCUUGCUGGAAACCACGACCAUAACCGGAUGAAUGUGUUUGUAGUUGCAGUGCGAUCAACUUGUCCUUUAUCUGUAAAAAUCGGUGAUGAACUAUUUGAGGUGAAUGGAAAGGUGCUUAUCGGUUUGACGCAUCUGAAUGCUUCCGCGAUCAUCCGUGAAUGCUGUGAAGACGGAAUUUUAGAGCUGUUGCUACUGAGAAGGUUCGAGACCAUGGUAAUUCUUUCACAAUUUUUAAUGCUUCCACAAAUUUGUUUGUAG